This is a messenger RNA of Doryrhamphus excisus (bluestripe pipefish), 1891 nucleotides long. RefSeq names its product cyclin-I-like. The record is from RefSeq and is a predicted model, not a curated record. Lineage: Eukaryota; Metazoa; Chordata; Actinopteri; Syngnathiformes; Syngnathidae.
AUGUCCUACCUGGUCACAACUGAGGCUCUAGUCUGCCUAGUGUCUCCUAACCAUACAAAACUGAGGCUAGUCAGACUAGAGCUGGCCUACCUAGUCACAACUGAGGGUAUAGUCUGGCUAGAUCUGUCCUACCUACUCCCAACCAAGGCUCUAUUAGUGGGAACAUUCUUUGGACCCAGGAAGGAGGUUCCACAAAAGUUAGACCUGACACUUUUCUUCACGCACCAGACACAAACUGAAGGCACCAAGAGGAGCCCCGAAACCAUCCGUAUGUGCGUAGGCCCUGGUUGCCUUGUCCUGGCCCGGGUGCUGCCGGCCAUGAAGGGUCCGAGCGCUGCAGAGAACCGCCACCUUCUCGGCCUCCUGGAAGCGGCACUGGUUCGGGAGGCCCGCCUGUGGAAGGUCCCCAUCUUCAAGGGCGGAUGCAUUCAGGGUGCGGACAUCUCGUCAUCCCAGCACCAAGACAUGAUAGUCUGGCUGGGGGACAUGAACAGACGCUUCCAGUUCUGUCCAGAGACCUUCGCUUUGGGAGUGUGUGUCCUCAACAGGCUGCUGGCCACCGUCAAGGCCCAACCAAAAUACCUAAAAUGCAUCGCUUUUACCUCACUGGUCCUGGCAGGAAAAAUCAACGAGGAAGACGAGGUGUUGGGUUCGGUUAGCGCCCUGGUUGCCGAGAGCGGAUGCAACUUUUCAACGGCGGAGAUAGUUCGCAUGGAGCGGAUCAUUCUGGACAAGCUGCAAUGGGACUUGUACACCGCCACGCCCGUCGAUUUCAUUCACAUUGUAAGUUUUUUUUUUGUUUGUUUGUUUUUAAGACAAAAACAGUUUGACUCUUCAGGCAAGAUAAUGGUUGCAUAACAGGCCAAGGCACUUUUGACCGACCCGUCCCCAUCCUCGUGAAAGCAUACACCGGUUUGUUUUAUUUUGUAUGUCCAGAAGAUUCCGACACAGUCCCCCCCCCCAUCCCCCCUUUUUCAAAUCGCAUCGGACUUUGAUUGUUUAAACAGAUUUACCUGGCCAGGAAAUGCACUGAUCAGCUUUGUGUAAUCUCGCCGCGCAGCCGCAAGAGUCGCUAAUCCCAAUCACCAACCGUCAUUCCUUUCCUAAAAGUGCUGAGAUCCGUUCAUAAAGCCACAACCCAUAAAAAUGACCCUUUUUCCCUCCCACCCCCAUUUCCUGGAUUAGACUAAUGCCCCUUUUCCACUGCACGGCACCUACUCGCCUGCUCCGUAGUCUCCACUUGGAUGCCAUUUGACUUGUCAACGAAACGAGGCGGGUACUGUGCUGUGGAAAAGCAGCAUCAUAUUAUUGAGGCAUGUGUGCAGUCGCCAUUGUGAACCGACCCCCCCUCACCAAAACUUGGGUAUUACAAAGACUUGAAUAUAAAGAGACGCAAUAGAACAGUAAAAAAAAUAAUAAGAAUAAUAAAAAAUAAAGACAUUUUCCUUUUUUUCUUAUAUAUUCUGUUUAAAUAAAUAUCUCCAAAUAAAUACUCUUGACUGAGACUGAACAAUUAUCUUUACCUAAAUAUCCCACCCCCCAUAAUAAUUUGUCACAGACACAUCACCAUGACAACAAUAAGAUGCUUUACCAUACCAGCCGACUUGAAAAGGUAGAUUCAGUCCCAAAAUUCCCUUUAAGAAUUUUUUUUUAUAUAGAAUAGAUCUAAAUUCCACUCAAAAGUGGACAUGGCUCAUUGUUGCUAUGGACACAAACAAACUCCGAAAGAUACUUGAGAAAGGUGAUGUUUUCCCUACCAAAAUAUCCGGAAUAUUUAGGUACCAUGGAGAGUAUCUUUUGUUACCUCUGGGUUCCGACUCAGGUGUGUUGUGAUGGUUCCGAAUGGGAGCACAGAAGAGCACCGCACAUACAACACAAUACAAACAUGGUG